UGUAGCAACACCGGCCCAGUGUGUUUCUAUCGCGGCAGUGAGGAGGUUACGUCCCAAAAAAUGGGCUGUGAAAAAAAUUAUCACCGAAAACUGUUAUGAAACGUUAAAAAACUGUUAAUUUAACAAAAUUAAUAUGUUAGUGGCAUUAUAACAGUCGGUGCGUGCGUAGUUUAAGUAGAUAGUGAUUUUUAUUUUUCGACGCGAUCCGUAGAAUGAUAGUGUUCGUUGAGCUUAAGCUAACAUAACAUAAUGUGUAACUGAGGGACAGUGUGGCAAUGGAUCAGUCGAGCUGAAGACUUGGAACCGUUGACAUUGUGGCGAUCGGGAGAAAAGACGAAAAUGCGCUGGAUAUUUCCCGUUCCAGUUCUCCUCAUGUCCUGGUUCGGAGUGGAGCAAGUAAAAGGGAACUCCUGCAUCAGGACUGCAUUGUGGACACUAAGUCUGAGUCCUCUUGUUCAGGCGGAAUGCCAAACGCGCACGAUUUACUGUUAUGAGUGUGACAGCUGGACGGACGCUCGCUGCAAGGACCCCUUCAACUACACCGCUCUGCCGCGGGACCAGCCGCCGCUGCAGACCUGCAACGGCUGCUGUGUCAAGAUGGUUCGCUAUUCCAAAAGCCCGUACGAGGUCGUCCGGCGCACCUGCACGUCGCAGCUCCAGAUAAAUCUGUUCAUGGUGGAUCACGUUUGCAUGAUGGAAAGUACAGGCACUGGUCACAUGUGUUUCUGCGAGGAGGACAUGUGCAACGGCGCAUCGACUGUCGACAUCACGCUGGCGUUGACAGCACUAGUCUUGUUAGCAUGUGCAUGUUGCAGGUGAAGUAGGACGCUAGUUACCGCUAGAGGGCGUCGAUCGAUCUAUCGACAUUUCCUUGCACGUUGGUGACGAACCGUUUUUCGAUAAACUUUUGAUUCGUGAGUGUGCAAGCGAGAUGCACGAAUCAAAAUAUCGAUCGACUCGAUGGCGCAACCCUAGUUAUUUAAUUACUAUCUUCGUCCAAUUGUAGUCUGUAGUAUAGUUUUUGGAGGUGCUUAGUUUUCACAGCGCAGUAUUAAAGUUUAGCUGGAAGCGUUUAUCUAACAAUUUUUCUAAUAACAUUUCAUUAAGUACACGAACCAUUACUCCUAAACCCCCGCCACACGGCGAACUCAAAAUGCCAUCGAACCGCUGCGAACUUGUGGGUUCCUUUAUAAGUAAAUUGACUUAUUUGACUUUAAUUUCUGUACAAUUAAGGACAUUCAAGUUUGAUUUUACUUUAAGUGUAGUUCAUUUUUAAUUUGUUUUUUCGUUUUUGUACAAAUUGUUGAAGUGUACAAAAUUAUUGUUGUUUGCGUUGCCAUUUUGAUUUCGUCGACAGACGCGGGUAAACAAAAAAAACAAACAAAAUCACUCGAGCCGUCUUCUUAAUAAAAUUAACGUGAAAAAAUAUUUGUAACAAAAAUCUCACCCCCAAAAACACAUUUGUGAAAACUAAACGCUUAAAUUAUUUCUCAUCUAACUUUCCAAUAUUACGCGAAUAUAAAAACGACUAUAAUUAUUAUAUAAUUAAAAAAUCUUAAUUAAUUUUACAAAUAUUUCAAACUUUUAGCAUGUAAAUAGUGCUGUCACAUAGUGAUGUGACUGAUUAUUAUCGAUAACUGAUACUUCGCGACGCUUCUAACUUACUGGUCCAAUUUUAAGACCAACUUGAAUUUGCUCAUAGACGCACUCUAUAGACGUGAAGCACUAUCUAGGUAGAAAUAAACGAUAAAGAUUACGAAGCGACGAGAACUAGCGAGAACUGCCGCGUAAGUAGUUGGGUAUUAAGGACAUAGGUUAGGUUCCAAGAAUAGUUUCAAAGGUGAUAUAGAAAUUAUAAAUUUCGUUAUAAUGUGAGAAUAACUUCGUGAUUCAUUAGAUUUCGAUGUAGAACUUAUACUUUGUAAAGGAAACGUAUUCAGACGGAUCGCCACCCGGCGCCGCACUGGUGGCGCUGGUUGUGACUGCUAGCCGGUGAGCUGUGCUGGGUGACAUCACAAUCCAAACGUCCACUGUACUGUACUUAUUAUAAUAACUCGUUGUUAAGACGUCAUAUUGAUACUAAUACCUGAAAAAAUAUAUAGGUACUGUUAUGCCUUUUGAAGAAAAAGAUUAACUUUAAGUACCAUUUUACAUAAAUCUAUGUGAGUUUGGAACAAUCAUCCGAAUAUUGACAACGAAUCAGUCUCUUAAAAUCUCAAGUCAAUAGCAAUAAAGUUUUAUCAUCGCAAUUAAAAGAAAAUCGCUAUGAACACGCCACACGUAAAGUCAGUCAGUAAAAUAAACGCGAAUCGUCCGGUAGGUGUGUCACGCUGCAGCCUCAUAAAUUGUUUUUCAAUUCUCAUCAUCUCUCGUCUCACUAACAUACACUAGUUUUAAAACGAUUACUGGCCUCAGCUGUCUAUAAAUGUAAUAAAACAGAUUCGUAUUUGAAUAAUUAACAUUGUUCCAAAGAGACAUAAAGAUUUAGUAUUCUAGUCUGGUGAUGGCUACAGCGUGCACGUUACGGACGGACGCAGGACAGUCAUCAUCAAAAUCUCGAUAAAAUUCCGCAAAUAUGAUCUCGUAAAUCAGUAGAAACUGUAUACGUUUCCUUUACACGGAAUAUCGAGUGAGAUGAAGAAAUAUGUUUCCUCUGUUGAACUGCAUUUUGUACCUACGAAAGUACAAAUCAUAAUAUAAUAGAACAAUAUGUUAAGAUACCGAAGGCAUCGCCGUGAUAAAUAGUUACAUCCGAUUCCUGGACGCAAUAAAACGAGUGCAGUAUGUUCGUACUGAUAUUGUAAUUGAGUUUAUGCAUUGCGUGACUUAGGUUAGGUCUAGAUGAAUGAAGUGCUAGAUUCUAGUUGAGGCGACGCGUACAAUGACCUCAUAAUAUUGUGUCUAAUUAUAAGUUAAUCUAGGAACAUAAACACCAAAUAAAUUUAAUCGUUAAUAUCGUAUGUAGAUAAAUUUAUUCGUUAAGUUUAUCCUUUAGUUUCGUUUUUAUAUAUUUCAUAAAUAUAUUGUAAAUUACGAAAAUAUACCUUUAAUAUAAUAGUGUAUUUGGUAUAGUUACUUCCUUCUUAUAACAUAAGCGUUUAUAUAUAAUUCGUUAUAAUUAAAAUAAAUUAAAAAUCUAGGCUGAAUAAAUUGCGCUGCAAAAUUUAUCGAAUUUUUUUAUCGAUAUCAUGAAAGCUCUACGCUUUGUAACAUACGUUCAGCGACACGCGGUUAAAAGAGAGAUAUUUUUCUCGUUUAUUUGUAAUAUAGAAAUAUUAAUCAUUAUAUAUAAUUAUCAAAAAAAGGUGAAGAAACUUUAGACAAUGAAAUAAAAUUACGACAUGAAUCAUUUUAUAUUAAAAAAAAAAAAAAACUAAAGUUUUAAGCGACUGCCAUACACGUGUCAGUCUGGAACAAAAGUUUUCGAUUCGUCGAUUAUGUGACCAUAGAUUAAGCAGAUAUUGCUAGCCGUAGAGGAGUUUUUGCCAUUAAAACAAUUUACAUAAUAUAUUCAUUAAUUUAUGACAAUAUAUUUAUAUCGACAAAUUCUAUUUAUAAAUAAAAAAAUCAGUUCAUGUUUUGAUGAAUAAAAAGCUAAUUACGAUUUAUAUGUAUAUUAAGAAGCAUUGCAUGUUCAGUUCUAAAUAAGUAAUAAAGGUGAUCUUAGCAUGAACACUGCACCGUAGUUGGGCUGCCUUCCGGCACUUUGUAAGCAGGUCUGCCAACAUCGCAAUGGUACUCGUACAAUUCAAAAGGAUAUUUACAAAAAAUAACAAUCAUAUAAAUGUCAACACUUAUAACCAGACAUUUAUAACUUUAAAUUAUAUUUACUAAAUUGGAAUUAAUCAGAUCUGCUCAUCAUUUUUAAACAUACAUAAAAUGGUGACCGAGCGAUGGCCAUACGAGACAAAAACUGUGCGGUCAAUGAUUUGUAAAUAUUAUUAUGUUGGCAGACCUACAUUUAUAAAUCUGACAGCUACCAUUUUUAACAGUUGUCACUGUAAAAGUUAUAACACUGAGGUACAAUACCGUUACAUUAAAACGUUAAAAAUAACCACAUUAGAAAUUAACUGUUAUUUUAGUAUUAUCAGUUAAAUUUUAUGUUUUAUUAAUGUUUUGAACGUAACAAGUGCGCUAGUGUUGACAUAAUUUAUUUUAAUAAUAUAUAGUCAUAAUUAAAAAAUUGUAAACAAUAACUUAAACUUAAUUCGCUUUAAUUUAUCAACUAAAUAGUCUAAGAAUGCUAUGUAUCGUUGAAAUAUGUUUUUUUUUUAGGUUUUUUUUCGCGCUGCCAUCUUUAAAUAAAAUACUAGCAAUAAGUUUUAAACAAACGUCUUUAAAAGCUUUCAAAGCUUUAUAACUAAUACAUACAGAUAAUACUUUAGAACUCGGCUUCUCCUCUGAAAAUAAAAAAGGAUAUUUCAACAAAUAUUUUCCAUUACAAUUUCUUCUUCACUUUGCGAUUGCAUAUCACGCAUAGAAGUCUAGCUGUUUCUAAAUUUUAUAGGCUAUUAGAAUAACAUAUCUUUCGCAUUUGGCAUGUGCCACGCGAAUGACCUAAGGACCUAGGCGACCUAGUAUUAAGCAUGUAUUCGGACGAUUCAAUAACGAAAAGCGUAGCCAUAACGAUUUUUCCAUUAAAAACUAUAUUCCAUUAUUGUAAUAUAGACAAUGGGUUAUGUCCUGUCUCUGUCGCGCAUACCGUAACGUGAGCAGCGGGAAAGUGAUGAAAGAUGUCACUCUGUCAUGUGGUAGACAUAAACAAGACAUGACUCAGCGAAUUGUUACUAGGACUUGUUAGAAAUUACCUCUAUGACAUCAAAUCACGUAAAGUUUAUCUUAAAUCACCUGUAGGGAAAUUGUUUUGGCUACGUCUGUAUAUUUUUAUUGAAUUAACAAUAAAAGGAAAUAUUUUGAAUAAUAAAAUGACUAAGGCUUUUUAACAGUACUAUAAAAGUUAUUGAGUUCGUUUUUCUUCUAAUGGAAUGUAAAUUGCACUCACUCACUUACUCUACCAGCUGACCGCUUUAAGGUGAACAUGUUACCACCAGAUAUGUCGACUAUUUAAUAUUUUGAGCUUCGGAAUACGCGGACUUAAAAUAAGAACGAAAGUAGUCCUAUUUUCAAAAAUUACCAUUUAUAAUAUUAUUAUUGAGAUUUAUUUAACAUUGUGCAUUUGCAAAUUAAUAAUGUAAUUUAAGAGAUCGCGUCUUCUGGUUUCCCACCUCACACAAAUGACACUUGUAUGUCUGUAUUCGUCACUUGAUCGCAUGUUGUGAAGCUCAAAAGUUGGAAACAAUGUGACCUGUUUGUGAAUAUUUUCACAUGUCAUCCGUUGAUCUGAAAUGAAUAAAUCCCAAAUAAUUAGAA
Molecule: messenger RNA, 5370 nt
Organism: Vanessa tameamea
Lineage: Eukaryota; Metazoa; Arthropoda; Insecta; Lepidoptera; Nymphalidae
Gene: qvr
Product: protein quiver
Exons: 6
Coding region: 340-819 (159 amino acids)
Biological process (GO): positive regulation of voltage-gated potassium channel activity; sleep; regulation of synaptic transmission, cholinergic
Source: RefSeq, a predicted model, not a curated record